Messenger RNA from Hipposideros armiger (great roundleaf bat), 3610 nucleotides. RefSeq names its product RCC1 like (gene RCC1L). Gene Ontology annotation, biological process: positive regulation of mitochondrial translation. Gene Ontology annotation, molecular function: rRNA binding; guanyl-nucleotide exchange factor activity. The coding region runs from base 143 to 1600 and encodes 485 amino acids. NCBI's taxonomy places the organism in Eukaryota, Metazoa, Chordata, Mammalia, Chiroptera, Hipposideridae. The transcript is spliced from 11 exons. Gene Ontology annotation, cellular component: mitochondrial inner membrane. The record is from RefSeq and is a predicted model, not a curated record.
GCCCCCGCGAGCCUUUGGCUGCCCUCGGCACCUUGGCCUUCAGCCAGGAGUGAACCGGUAGGCGGGCUCUUCCGCCGGGGCGUGGGGUUAAGGGUUACACAAGAUGGCGGCGCCCAGGAGCCGCUGAGGCGUGAAGCUGAGGAUGGCACUGGCGGCGCUGGCGGCGGGGGCUCGGCUGGGGCGCCGUCUGAGCGGGCGGGGGCCAGGGCGAGGGCACUGGACGGCGGCCGGGCGCUCCCGGAGCCGGCGCGAGGCGGCGGAGGCCGAGGCGGACGCGCCCGUGUUCCAGUACGUAGGCGAGCGCGCGGCCCGCGUCGACCGCAUCUUCGUGUGGGGAUUCAGCUUUUCGGGAGCGCUGGGCGUGCCCACCUUCGUGCUUCCCGGCUCCGAGCCCCAGCCCCGCGCUGGAGCGCGGCCGCGCCGCCGGAUCCAGCCUGUGCCCUACCGCUUGGACCUGGACCAGAAGAUUUCAUCGGCUGCUUGUGGCUAUGGGUUCACGUUGCUGUCCUCUAAAACCAAGGAUGUUACGAAAGUUUGGGGUAUGGGACUCAACAAAGAUUCUCAGCUUGGAUUUCACAGGAGCCGGAAAGAUAAAACAAGGGGAUACGAGUAUGUUUUGGAGCCCUCACCAGUUCCACUGCCUCUGGACAGACCUCAGGAGACACGGGUGCUACAGGUCUCCUGCGGCAGAGCCCACUCCCUUGUCCUCACAGAUGGCGAAGGAGUCUUCAGCAUGGGAAACAAUUCUUAUGGGCAGUGUGGAAGAAAGGUGGUUGAAAAUGAAAUUUACAGUGAAAGUCACAAAGUCCAUAGAAUGCAGGACUUCGAUGGACAGGUGGUUCAGGUUGCCUGUGGUCAGGACCAUAGCCUGUUCCUAACGGAUAAAGGAGAAGUCUAUUCUUGUGGAUGGGGUGCGGAUGGGCAAACAGGUCUGGGCCACUACAAUAUCACCAGUGUCCCCUCCAAGCUGGCUGGAGACCUCGCCGGAGUGAAUGUUGUCCAGGUUGCCACCUACGGUGAUUGUUGCCUGGCUGUGUCUGCUGAUGGAGGCCUCUUUGGUUGGGGCAACUCUGAGUACCUGCAGCUGGCCUCUGUCACUGACUCCACACAGGUGAACGUCCCCCGGUGCUUACCCUUUCCUGGAGUGGGCAAGGUGAAGCAGGCUGCGUGUGGUGGGACCGGCUGUGCUGUGUUAAAUGGGGAAGGACAUGUUUCUGUCUGGGGCUAUGGAAUUCUUGGGAAAGGACCAAACCUAGUGGAAACUGCUCUUCCAGAAAUGAUUCCACCCACUCUCUUUGGCUUGACGGAGUUCAACCCAGAAGUCCAGGUUUCCCGCAUUCGAUGUGGACUCAGCCACUUUGCUGCCCUUACCAACAAAGGAGAGCUGUUUGUGUGGGGCAAGAAUAUCCGAGGGUGCCUGGGAAUCGGCCGCCUGGAAGACCAGUACUUCCCAUGGAGGGAGAGGCUCCGGAGAGGACCUGACAGGACGGUGCUGAGGUCCAGUGGCCUGGCCCUUCCCGCUCUGCGCAAGCCCGAAGACGCGAGGCUGAGGCGCCAGGACAGUGGUGGCAGGAACCAGGUUUUGGAUCAACGAGGCUGAUUCCUUAAAGAUUCGAGUACUCUGUUGUUGGGUAGUUGGAUCUUAUUCUGUUCUGUUGUACUCAUUUAAAAAAACUACAGGUGAUUUUUAUUCUUUAAAAAGACUGCAUUUUGUUACUAAUUUUCAGUUGGAGAUGUAUUACAUCAUUUAAAAAGUAUUCCAAGAAAGAAAGAAAAGUCAAGUCUUCUGUGUAGCUCCUAAUGAUGAUACUAACUAGUUAUUCUUAGACUCACAGAACCUGGGCUUUUCUGGCAGUAUGGAGGCCCAGGUUGUGACAUCUUAGCCACCUGAUUUAUUUAAACCUCUUCUUCCAGAAGCUUUCCAGGAUUCUUCCUGCCACCCAUUGACACUCAGAGCUCAGAGAGGUUCAGCGAUUUCUUCAAGGUCACACAUGUAGUAAGCAGAGCCAUGAUUUGGAUUCAGAUAUGUGACUGUGAGACAUAGUCUCCUCACCGUAGUCCCGUCCUCUGCGAGGGCCUGAGCUGGAGAUGCCAGGUCCCUGGCCGUGCAGGUGUCGUCAGGUCCUUACAGGACCCGCUGACCUAAAUGGUAUAGGAACAGGUAUAAGAACAGUGGGCACUGCAGGUAUAGGAACAGGCUGCCAGGGGAAGCUUUGGCGUGGCCUCCACCUUUCACCUCUGGGAAAUGCCCUCAUUCUCCCCAGACAGACGUGACCGCCUUUCUGAGGGGGCGGCAGUGCUGUCAGUGUGCUGGGCGCCCGUAUUCCUUCUCUCGUAUCCUUAGAACAGCCUGUGAAGGUGGGGCCUCUCCCCACAGUGUGCACCUGUGGACCCUGACUUCAGGAGUUGAAGGGGCUGGCCCCAUCUCAUAGCCACUCUGGGUGGGGCUGCAAUGUGAACUUGGGACUCUGCCUGCAGGCUGUGCUGCCCCCGCGCCCGCCGUGAGCCCCUCUGGUCAGGAGCACAAGCUGGGAAACCCUCUGACUGCCAGGCCGCUUUCUUAUAUGGCCGCCUCAGUGGACACAGGGAGGUGCACUAUGGGAGUGGGGUGCCUUGGGGCAGUGCCUCGUUGCAGGCUGAGCUCUCUCCCUUUCUCAGCCUGGUCACAUGGUGCCAGGAAGGAAAUUUCAGAUGUGUCCAAGUGGGCGAGUCUGCUGGGCCGGGUCACAGCCUUCCUCUGCCUUUCACAUGGUGGGUGCUUGUUUUAGGAACAUAGAAUCAUGGAGAGAGAUGUUCCUACACUGAUUCUGCUCAAACUUCCAAGUUCCUCAGGCUAAAUAUGCUUCUGGUUUUUAGAACUGGUUCCCUUUGCAAUAAUGUUGUGAGUGUAAAUUGGUUUAGAAUAGAAACUCCUUUUAACCUUGACGAGGACAAAAAUAAAACAUGGCUGAGGGCAGUCGUCUUUUGGACUCCGUUCAGAGAUGUGAGGCUGCGAGCAAGCGCUCGCCACGGGGAGCCGCCUGCUGCUCCCAAGAGGGCGAUGGGGGCCAGGCCCGCACGCCCCAGGCCAGCCUCAGCCAAGACCAUCAUCCUGGUGAGUAAACCAAGGCCAAGUGGUUUACUCCGCUUUGGGCACUAGUGGCCAGAGCACCUGGGGAACUGAUCAGCUCGGCUGCAGAUUGGUAUGUGGAGUGGCCGUCUCCCUGGGAAUGGUCAGUAAUGUGCGCUAAUGGCCUGGGGAGGUUGCCCAGUCAUCACAGAAGCAGCAUGUUUCCCGCUGCUUCCCUGGCCAGCCCGGACCGCUCUCUGCACCUGCUAGCCUUUGCGAUGAGCUGGGGGCACUGCUGCCUGUUUAUUCAGUGAUUUCUCUAAUAGGCUUACUAAAGACGUUUGUUUAGGGAGGGGAGUAGGGAGCACGACUUGGUUACCAGUGCCCAUGUGCUCGUGGCCAGAGUCCCUAACGGACUUGUCUCCCACCCGAUGCAGGCACCGCGCUCCAGGGCCUCUAGGCCAGGCCAUCUGGGUUAGGCCUCUUCCUCCCUUAAGCUCGGUAAACUCCGCAGGCUGCCACACACCCCCUCUCUAGCUGUCACCACCCAGCUCAGUGCCA